Porites lobata is the source of this 1159-nucleotide messenger RNA. The record is from the annotation of a GenBank genome assembly. NCBI's taxonomy places the organism in Eukaryota, Metazoa, Cnidaria, Anthozoa, Scleractinia, Poritidae.
AUGUUAAAGGAAAGCACUGUAAGAGCUUUCAAGCAGGCUUAUGAGAAGAGUCUACGCGAGGAGAACAAAAAAGGUAACACAGACGCGACUGUCAUUGCUAUCCCGAGUUACACCCGUGGGCAGCCACCAAUAUUCCGUGAACUGGACAGUAAAUUAAUCUCUCUUCUCAAGAGCAUUAGAAGCAGAGGUGGAGUAGUUAAUUUCUGUGUCGUGAAGGCAAAGCUCUGGCACUUGUUCAUAGUAAUAAGACGCCAUAUUUAAGACAAUUUAAGCCUACAGUGACUUGGGUGAAGUCCAGUUAUAGGCGCUGCAAUUUUACUCGCCGAGUUGGAACAACCACUCGUCCUCCAUUUCCCAGAGGGAUGUUUGAAGAAUGUAAACUUACAUUUCUCACUGACAUUAACAAGAUGAUUACAGGGAACAAAAUUCCUCUUGAGUUGGUGUUAAAAGCGGAUCAAUUCCUUGCUCGUACGUUUCCGUCGGGAGAAUGACGAUGGCUGCAAGAGACGCAUCCUCAGUUCCAAUUAAAGGUCUGACUGAUACGAGAAACAUCACUCUAACCUUUGUUGUCACUUUAUCAGGAGAAUUCUUACCCAUGCAAGUCAUAUACCAAGGGAAAACAACAGCUAGCCAACCAAGAGGUUUUAAUUUCCCCAGAGGAUUCGCAAUUUACAAGAGUCCGAAACAUUACUGUAAUGAAGAUGAAACUCUAACCUUGAUAGAUAAAGUAAUUGUCCCCUAUGUCGAGAGGAAAAGAGAGGAGCUCAAACUGGCGCCAACUUAAAAAGCUCUGCUGAUCUGGGAUGUGUUUAGAGGCCAAAACACUGUAAAGGUUUUGAAGAAAUUGGCAUCGCUAAAUAUUGCGAUUGUGUCGGUGUUCGCCAACAUGACCCACUUCUUUCAGCCUCUGGAAAUCACCAUCAAUAGGGAGGCCAAGAGAUUUAUGAAGGACAAGUUUACGACAUGGUACUCGGACGAAGUAAAGCAGCAGAUAGAAUCGGGAGGCGACAGCACUGAUAUUAAUGUGGAUCCGACACUAACAGUCCUACAACCACUUCAUGCCGUCUCAUUGAUGGACAUUUACAACCACCUGAGUAGUCCUGCUGGUGUGCGAGACAUCGCGAAAGGAUGGGAGAAGGCCGGGAUCUCUGGCCUCUAA